Molecule: messenger RNA, 2481 nt
Organism: Xenia sp. Carnegie-2017
Lineage: Eukaryota; Metazoa; Cnidaria; Anthozoa; Malacalcyonacea; Xeniidae
Exons: 6
Coding region: 1-2481 (826 amino acids)
Source: RefSeq, a predicted model, not a curated record
AUGGCUUCGCCUCCCAAAAAAUUAAAAACUGAAGAAAACGGAUCUCGUUUAAGUAAACUUUUAAUCAAUAAAGGAACCCAAGCCUUAAAAACAACAUUGCAAUCUUUAUUAAAGCCAUCAUGUUUAGCUGGUAAACUUAAAGAUCACUCUACAAAGAAGACACUAACAUCUUUGAAAUUUAAAGUCAUUAAGAAUGAGCAAUGGGAUCUUCUUUACCCGUCAGUUGGUGACCCUGACAUUGAAAACUUUGACAUCACAUUAUUGACUGUCUUAUUGCGAAAUAUAUGUGGUCUAACAGCACCGCAUGGUGGAUGGAAUAGUUUUCCUUCCUCUUCAGAUACCUCAAUCUCAGCAAAUAUUGCGAGAAUAAAGUUUUAUCGAAACGAAGUGUAUGGUCACAUAACUACAACUAGUGUAAAUGACAGUGAGUUUGAGAACUUGUGGCAGGAAAUGUCAAAAGCAUUGGUUUGUCUGGGUAUUCAACAAACUGAAAUAGAUGAAUUAAAGAAAGCUCCCCUCAGUGCCGAUGAGGCAAAUUAUAUUGAUAUGUUAAAAGAAUGGUAUAAAACAGAAGAGCAGUUAAUCGAUGUCACUGAAAAAAUCAAAGAAGAUGUGAAAGUAAUAGAAAGAAAUGUGGUAGAGAUGAAACAAGAGAUGGCAACAAAAGUUACGAACUUAAAUGAGGAUGUAAAGAAAACAAAAGCUGAUGUAGCAGGAGUAAAAAAAAUGUUACAGGACAAAACAUGUUCAGUUGUCGAAAAGCUUGGAAAGUGUAAUUUCAAUGGUCUUAUAAAAGAUCUUAACAAGAAAUACCUUGAAGGCACUAGACAAUGGUUAUUCGAAAAACGCGACACUUGGUUUAACGAUGGAAAGGAAAAUGCUUCUAAUGUCAUGAUUUUGAUUGCCGGUCCUGGCGUUGGUAAAAGUGUGUUUGCUGCUGAGGUGUGUCGACGAUAUUCUGAAAAAAAGAAACUUGCUGCUUCUCAUUUCUGCAAGUAUAAUAGAUCAGAUUAUAGAAAUCCUCGAGUAUUGAUAGAAUCUUUGGCUAGUAGCAUGUGUGAUACAAUAUCAAAUUUUAAAAGUAAACUGAAUGAAGAAUUACAGAGAAACCAUUCCAAAGAAUCGAUCACCGAUAAAUUCCUUGUUUUAUUACAUAAUCCAUUGCAUUCAUUGGAAGAUCAUGAACCAAUGCUUUUGCUUAUUGAUGCCUUAGAUGAAAGCCAAGUUGAUGGCAAAAGUGAAUUGUUGGAAUUGAUUGCAGAAGAGUUUGACCGACUGCCUAAAUGGAUUAAAAUCUUCAUCACCAGUCGUCCAGAACUUCCUGUUCAAAAGGAGUUAAAAGUCAUGAAUCCUGUGGAAAUUACAAUUCAUCCUCGUGAUAAAAACAACGAAGAAGACCUGUAUAAGUAUUUGAAACAUAUGUUGAAUUUUCAGGUGCAUGAACAUUACUACGUUCUAUCGUCAUUAGUUAAAAAAUGUGAGGGAUCAUUUCUUUAUGCGUAUUACGCACAACUGAGCUUGAAAGAAGAAAAUACUGAGUUUACUCACAAAAACAUUCAAGAAUUGGUCCCUAGUGGGUUGGGCAGUGUUUACAAAAGGCAAUUCAAAAGAGUAAAAGAAUUGCUGACAGAGAAAAGUCUUUUAACCGGAAAUUCAGUUAUUUCAAAAAGCAUCUUCAAGCAAAUUCUUGAAUUGUUGGCUGCCUGUCGGGAGUUUUUACCAUUAACUUUAUUGCUUGACUAUUUAGGUAUUUCUGGUGACAACAAGUUUGAAGUCCGCAAUAAAAUCAUUGAACUGUUAUCUCAAAUUUUUCCAGUUUACGAUGAUUGUUUAACCGUGUUUCACAAAUCUUUAAUUGAUUGGUUGAAAUCAGAUGGAUGUGAAAAUGGUCAAAUAUCAAUUUUUGAGCUUCCAGAAUUUACAGAAAGAUGCACUCUAGGCACCUCACUCGAUGAAUCAAGGUUGGUGCCAAUGCAACUGAAGAAUGCAUUAGGAUGUUGGUGGUCAGAUGGUUUACUGUGGAUAUGGGAUGGUUCUGAUCAUCUUAUGAAGAUAUCCACUUCGUCUAAAAAUUUUGUAGAUUCUACUCAAGCAAAGCAUGUUAACAGUGGAUUUAAACCUAAGGAAUUCUUAACAUUUGGUGAUGUCUUUGCUUUGUCGAAUAUCUUUCAAAGAUUGAUAAAUGAUUUGUCUAAAGUUGCCCAAGGAUGUCAAGCUAUUGAAUUAGGAGUGACACCAGUUCAAGAACGCAGUAUUCGUAUCAAAGGUCUGGAAUGUCUCGUUUCUAUUCUUAAAUGUAUGGUAGAAUGGAGCAGGGAUCUUUACUUUAAACCUGAUUCUCAGUUAACCUCUCAGGAUCUAAGUUAUCCAUUAGUUAUCUUACUUACCCUUGCUGGUCUCGCGGUGGUUCAAGGCAGCUUACGUGAUGAAGCUUCAAGAGAUGAACUAAAUUUGUACUUUUGUACUAUUGCAAGAGACUGA